AUGACGGCAUCAUCAGUCCGAGAGAACGGCGCCGCAGCGGUUGACCCCAGGGCAUCCAAGGAGAUAGCCAGCAUCGCAACGCCGACGAUGGAGCUGGUUGGAGAAGAGGCGAGGUCAACUGACCCCAGCGUGGAGAAGCGCGUUCUCAGAAAGAUCGACCUCUUUCUCAUGCCAGCUAUGGUCAUUGGCUACGGUCUGGUCUACUACGACAAGGCUAUUCUGGGAAGCGCAGCGCUCUUCGGCAUGACGGCUGACCUCCAACUCUCGGUGACGGAUGCUUCGGUCAGCCCACCCAAGGUAGACACCUCGAGGCUCAGCUGGGCCACGUCCAUCUUCUACUUUGGCCAGCUUGUCGGUUCCUAUCCCAUGACCUAUGUCCUGCAGCGCUUCAACAACAGGUAUAUCCUCGGUCCUGCCGUCAUGCUCUGGGCCGUGAUCUGCGCCGCCACUGCUGGAGUGACAACUUGGCAGGGCCUCCUGGUGCAGCGAUUCUUCCUCGGAUUUACCGAGUCGAUAGUUCCUACAGCUUUCAUGAUCACCGUCAGCGGGUACUACACCCAGUCCGAACAGGCCCUGCGGCAAAGCUGGUGGUUCUCCGGCACAGGCUGGUUCACUAUCAUCGGCGGUGGCCUCAACUACGGGUUUGCGCAGAUCGACGGCGCUCUCAAGCCGUGGCAGUAUCUCUACAUCUUCGCCGGUGCGCUGACGUUCUUGUUCGGACUAUGGUGUUUUGCAUUGCCAAACUCUCCCCUGGACGCAUGGUUCUUGACCUCCGAAGAGCGCCUUGUUGCCAUUGAGAGGCUGCGGGCCGGUCAGACGGGUAUUAAGGAGGCGUUACUAGAUGUGAAGAUCUGGCUGGUUGUGGUAAUGAUGGCUGCUGCAUACACGGUGAAUGGGGCUGUGUCUGGCUUCGGGCCACUCAUCGUAUCGACAUUUGGCUGUUCUUCAUUAGAGAGUAUACUGUUUCAGUUCCCACUUGGUGCCAUCAGCGCAGUCGGCAUUACUCUUACAGGAUGGAUAUGCUCCCACCGCAACAUCCGAAUCCCGCUCCUGAUCACCUGCUGUCUCCCUGUCAUCGCAGGCUUCAUUAUCAUCUGGAAGUCAGAAUGGGGAUAUCGUCCAGCUGCUCCGGUGGUGGGAUAUUCAAUCAUCGGUUUCUUUGGGCCGGUCGUCGGUUUGACCAUUGCCCUCGCGGCGGGCAAUGUGGCCGGCGAGACGAAGAAGAGCUUUACGGCGUCCGCUGUUUUCGUUGCAUACUGUGUCGGCAACAUCAUUGGGCCCCAGAUGGUGAAGAGCCAGACCAAGAGCCAGCACUACCCCGAGCUGUGGACAGGUCUGACCAUAUGGUAUGUACAUCGCACUUUGCCAGAUUGA
Molecule: messenger RNA, 1374 nt
Organism: Diaporthe citri
Lineage: Eukaryota; Fungi; Ascomycota; Sordariomycetes; Diaporthales; Diaporthaceae
Exons: 5
Coding region: 1-1374 (457 amino acids)
Biological process (GO): transmembrane transport
Cellular component (GO): membrane
Molecular function (GO): transmembrane transporter activity
Source: RefSeq, a predicted model, not a curated record